This is a messenger RNA of Argiope bruennichi, 1086 nucleotides long. RefSeq lists its product as uncharacterized. The transcript has a single exon. The record is from RefSeq and is a predicted model, not a curated record. Bases 1 to 1086 code for a protein of 361 amino acids. Lineage: Eukaryota; Metazoa; Arthropoda; Arachnida; Araneae; Araneidae. Gene Ontology annotation, molecular function: zinc ion binding; nucleic acid binding.
AUGCGUUCUGGAGACUUACUAGUUGAAGUCGAUACCAAAAAACAGGCUCAAAAUAUCCUCAAACUGAAAGCUCUAGCCACCAUACCUGUUUCUGUAAGUCCUCACACAUCGCUCAAUUUCUCCAAAGGUGUCAUAACUUGCGGAGAAUUGUAUAACGUUCCUUUAGAAGAAAUAAGUUCAGAAUUAAAAAAGCAAGGUGUGACUAAUGUUCGCCAAAUUACAAUUCGACGAGAUGGCCAGCUCUUACCGACAAAGCAUUAUAUACUCACCUUUCACAGUCCCCAAUUACCCGAAUCCAUAUAUGCAGGUUACAUAAAGCUUCCAGUUCGCCAAUACAUUCCAAAUCCAUUAAGGUGUUUCCAGUGCCAGCGAUUUGGCCAUUCGAAGGUCAAUUGCCGCGGGACAGUCACUUGCGCCCGUUGUGCCGAAAAAGGGCAUGAUAGCCAACAGUGUACCGCACAAGAAAAGUGUAUUAACUGUGAUGGAGACCAUCCCUCUUACUCUCGAACCUGUUCGCGCUGGAAACUAGAGAAAGAAAUAAUUACCAUUAAAAUAAAAGAAGAUUUAACAUAUCCAGAAGCAAGGCGUAGGGUUGAAAUACAGACUCCUACUCCUGGAAUAAGCUAUUCUUCCGUUGUUAAAAAAUCAUUUUGCUCAAACUGCUCUUGUACCAACUGCAAGAAACAAAAUUCGACAACAAAGCCUCCAGAAAAAACAUCUGAAUCAGACUCUGAUAGUUCAACCAAAAAUGUUCCAGAUUCUUCUAAACAAGAUCCCGAUACACAUAGAAAAGCCCGUAAGAAUAAAUCUCAGACCUCACUGACGCUGAAACUCGCGAAACGUGGACUUUCGCAAAAAGAUCUUUCCGUAAAAUUCAAAAAAUCGAAUCUACGGAAUUCAGUCGCUUUGGGAUUAGCGAAUCAGAAUGUAGUCCAUAAGGAUUUAACCACCAUUUUUGGUGACACGCUAACCAACCCAGAUUUUAAGCUCCAUCCAUCUGAGGAUGAAGAUUCACUUGAUAUGAGUUGCGAAGAUCUAGCAACUCCAACAAAUGCACGUCCUCUUUCUUCAUCAAAACCUCUUUGA